CCCGGCGCCUCGGAGGCAGCGCGCGGGCGCCAUGGGCAUCCAGGGCAUGGAGCUGUGCAUGGCGGUGGUGGUGCUGCUGUUCAUCGCCGUGCUCAAGCAGUUCGGCAUCCUGGAGCCCAUUUCCAUGGAAGAUACCAGCGACAGUGAGCUGGAGCUGUCCAUGGUGCGCCACCAGCCAGAGGGGCUGGAGCAGCUGCAGGCACAGACCAAGUUCACCAAGAUGGAGCUGCAGUCCCUCUAUAGGGGCUUCAAGAAUGAGUGUCCCUCGGGCCUGGUGGAUGAAGACACCUUCAAACUCAUUUACGCACAGUUCUUCCCUCAGGGAGAUGCCACCACCUACGCACACUUCCUCUUCAAUGCCUUCGACGCUGACGGGAACGGGGCCAUCUGCUUCGAGGACUUUGUGGUUGGCCUCUCCAUCCUCCUGCGAGGAACAGUCCAGGAGAAGCUCAAGUGGGCCUUUAACCUCUACGACAUUAACAAGGAUGGCUACAUCACCAAAGAGGAGAUGCUGGCCAUCAUGAAGUCCAUCUAUGACAUGAUGGGCCGGCACACCUACCCCCUCCUGCGGGAGGACGCACCUCUGGAGCACGUGGAGAGGUUCUUCCAGAAAAUGGACCGGAAUCAGGAUGGGGUAGUGACCAUUGAUGAGUUCCUGGAGACCUGUCAGAAGGACGAGAACAUCAUGAGCUCCAUGCAGCUGUUCGAGAACGUCAUCUAGGACACAUCGGGGAUCCCCAAGUGGCCAUCGUCACCACCUCAAUCCUGCCAGGAACAGCCUCCAAGAGAAACUUUUUUCUAAUAUAUUUGCAAAAAGUGAACAGUUUGCUACACACACACACACACACACACACACACGUGCACCAUUCCUCUGGGCUAGGUCGGGGAGGGGUGCUGCAUCGGGUUGGGAUCUGGGUCCAGGUGACAUGAGCUACACCCCCAGCCAGCCCAUCCCAGGCCAGGGGAGUGAGGCUGCCUCUGCAGUGGGCCGAGUCUGCAGCUAUUGGCUGCUGGGUGUGCGCAGGGAAGUGCUCAGCUCCCCUGCAAAGGAGGGUCCAGUCUCCAGAGUGAAGGCCCCUCCCUCCCGCUUCCCUUCUUUGCCACCACCCAUGGGCCAGGCUCUGGCCUCCUUGUCUCCCAGCCAUUCCCAGCCCACUGACCACACUCCCAGGAUGCACCUCACCGCAGAACCCUGAGGGGCAGCCGGGAUAAAGGGUGUUCAGACUAGGAAAGAAGUGAUGGAGGCAGAGCCUGCUGCUUCCUGGAAAGGUUUCCUGGUGAGCUCUGCUGCGAGGAUGAGGGGCCAUCCCUGCUGUCCCUCCAUCCCAGGAAGGAGGCCCUUUAAGCUCAGGGUUGGGUUUCCUGGUGGAGAAUGUGAGGAGACUGUGCCGACCCCACGAGAUGGGAGAAGCCCUCCCCUACUUGCCCAGGCCAGGCUCAGUGGGGACACAGUGGUGGCACUGCCCCCACCCCUCAGGCUCUGAACUGUUCGCCCCAAGUCAUCAUAGGUUCCAAGAAGAGGCCAUGUGGCUCAGGGACUGGCCGCCCAGGAGCCCGGUGGCAGCCAGCCCAGGAAGGGCUUCUCGGCCCUUUGUCCCCCAGCCUCUGUCUCCCGUGGCCCAGCAGUUGGGUUGAGCUCCCCUCUGGUGGGGUCCUGAAGCAGUGUGGCCACCUCCGCAGGGCUCACCCCAACCCAUACACAAAGCACAAGCACCCCCAGAGCUCAGGUGGAGCCCGCGAGGAGCUGAAGACACCGCUUUUCUGAGACGAGGCCCUCCUGGUGGGCUGAGCCUGGGCCCGGAGCCCUGGGCCCGGUGGCCCGCAGGUGGCCCAGGGAAGGAAGCGGGGGUCUGUUCUGUGACUCAGAGCAGUCGGGGCUCAAGCCCCUCCCCAGCCCAGCUCACCAACAUUCAAAAGCACAAACCCCGGACUCUGCUUAGCUGGGUUCUGCCCUGGGAUGGGGCCAAUGUCCACCUGAGGCCAGAGGCAGCCGUGAGGGCUGAGGGCCUGAGGCCGGUGGGAGGUCCACGGGGCCUCCAGGACACACAGAGGGAUGGCUGCUCCUGCCCAGGCAGUGGGGACUUCCGAGGAACAUUCCCAAACAUACAUUCCAUCGGCUACCGUCCCGCCUCUGCUCGGCCUGGCCCGGGGUGAGCGGGGCCUUCCAGAAAGGGUGGGACGGCGGAGGCCCUGGAGACUGGUCUGGUUCGGCCAGGGGACUCCUGGGCACCCACAGGCAGUCCUCGGCUUGGAGAUGCACUGAUACCCCAUCUCCAGUCUGACUGGGGUCCCUCCCCUCCUCCAGGAGGCAUCAGCUUUCCCUGGCUCAGGGAUCUCCUCCCCCCACCCCCAGCCCGGUCCUCCCAGCUGGUGUCGCUCUGCUUCUCAGGGGCCCAGGUCAUAGGAGAGGGUGGCCACCACCCCGUUACCCUUGGCCUUGGCCAGACGGGCUGCCGUCCAGCCAGGAGAGGCCUGUCUCCCACGCUGGGACGAGGACUGGCCGCAUGACUGCAUGGCAGAAGCGUCUCCCCUGGGCACACCUGGGAGGGUGGCUCCUGUUCUCAGUGCCCACCAACAGCAGUCCUGUAUAUUUUAAUAAAAGAAACGUGACAAAGGC
Myotis lucifugus (little brown bat) is the source of this 2617-nucleotide messenger RNA. It is a transcript of the gene KCNIP3, whose product is annotated as potassium voltage-gated channel interacting protein 3. NCBI's taxonomy places the organism in Eukaryota, Metazoa, Chordata, Mammalia, Chiroptera, Vespertilionidae. Gene Ontology annotation, cellular component: voltage-gated potassium channel complex; nucleus. The record is from RefSeq and is a predicted model, not a curated record. Gene Ontology annotation, biological process: regulation of potassium ion transmembrane transport; negative regulation of transcription by RNA polymerase II. Gene Ontology annotation, molecular function: potassium channel regulator activity; DNA-binding transcription repressor activity, RNA polymerase II-specific; RNA polymerase II cis-regulatory region sequence-specific DNA binding.